CCAGAGCGCACCAAAGUAGUGCAGUGAAGAGCAAGGAAAAUGAUAGUGGUUGUUGUUGUUUUCCCUUCCCUGCAAUAGUUUCUCUUCUUUCACCUCUCUCUCUCUCGUCAAAAUCCUCUCUUUCUGUGCAUCUGUUGCUGCGUCAUUUUCUUCAUCCACAUCUCAGUAUCCAAACAAUGAGAGUGGUUUUCUUUUAGAACCUGUCUGUCUUUUCCUCAAUUUCUCUGCUUCUCUCUGUCUUUCUAUUGUCUAUUUCUCUCUGUAUCUCACUAUGCUACCAAUGGAAGGCACUGAGGAUUGCUGUGUAAAGGUUGCUGUUCAUAUUCGUCCGCUCAUAGGUGAUGAAAGGCUUCAAGGAUGCAAAGACUGUGUCACUGUCGUUUCCGGAAAGCCCCAGGUACAAAUUGGAUCACAUUCCUUUACUUUCGAUCAUGUCUAUGGAAGUUGUGGUUCUCCAUCAUCUGCAAUGUUUGAAGAAUGUGUUGUUCCACUUGUUGAUGGUUUGUUCCAAGGAUAUAAUGCCACUGUUCUUGCUUAUGGUCAGACGGGUUCUGGGAAAACAUAUACGAUGGGUACUGGCAUUAGAGAUGGUUGCCAAACAGGAUUAAUCCCUCAAGUUAUGAAUGCUCUAUUCAGCAAGAUUGGAAGUUUGAAGCAUCAGACUGAAUUCCAAUUACAUGUCUCCUUCAUUGAGAUUCUAAAAGAAGAAGUACGAGACUUGUUGGAUACGACCUCUGCUGGAAAAUCAGAUACAGCUAAUGGACAUGCUGCAAAAGUAACAGUCCCAGGGAAACCACCAAUACAAAUUCGUGAAACAUCAAAUGGAGUUAUAACACUAGCUGGAUCAACUGAAGUUGCAGUUAGUUCACUAAAAGAAAUGGCUGCGUGCUUGGAACAAGGAUCAUUGAGCAGGGCAACGGGGAGUACAAACAUGAACAACCAGUCCAGCCGUUCGCAUGCCAUCUUCACAAUCACAUUGGAGCAGAUGCGUAAAGAAAAUCCAGUUUUCCACAGCAAUAACUGCCAAAAUGAAGAUAUGAGUGAAGAAUAUCUAUGUGCAAAGCUCCAUUUGGUAGAUCUUGCUGGAUCAGAGCGUGCUAAGAGGACAGGUUCUGAUGGACUUCGUUUUAAGGAAGGAGUUCACAUUAAUAAGGGGCUUCUUGCACUUGGUAAUGUCAUAAGUGCCCUUGGAGAUGAGAAAAAGAGGAAAGAAGGCAUGCAUGUACCUUAUCGGGACAGUAAACUUACUCGGCUUUUGCAGGAUUCACUUGGUGGUAACAGCAGAACUGUUAUGAUAGCCUGUAUCAGUCCUGCUGACAUUAAUGCCGAGGAAACUCUUAACACUCUCAAAUAUGCUAAUCGUGCUCGCAAUAUUCAGAAUAAGCCUAUUGUUAACAGAGAUCCAGUUUCUGGUGAAAUGCAAAGGAUGAGACAACGACUGGAAUACUUGCAGGCUGAGCUACUCUGUGCACGUGGGGGAGGAGCUUCGUCUGAUGAAGUUCAGGUUCUCAAAGAAAGGAUUGCUUGGCUUGAGAGUGCUAAUGAGGAUCUUUCUAGGGAGCUUCAUGAAUACCGCAGUAGAUGUGGUAUUGUAGAGCAAUGUGAAGCAGAUGCUCAAGAUGCAGAAACAUUUUCAUUGAAAUGUGAAGGGCUAAAGAGGGGUUUGCAGAAUAUGGAGUCCUCUGAUUAUCAAAUGGGUGAAGUGAUAUCAGCAGGUGAUAAUUCCAAGGAAAUUGAUGAAGAAGUUGCAAAAGAAUGGGAACAUACACUUCUGCAAAAUACCAUGGACAAGGAGUUGAACGAGUUAAAUAAACGUUUGGAGCAGAAAGAGUCAGAGAUGAAGAUGUUUGGUGGAGUUGACACUGCAACACUAAAACAGCAUUUUGGGAAGAAAAUAAUGGAACUUGAGGAUGAGAAAAGAGCUGUGCAGCAAGAAAGGGACCAUUUGUUGGCCGAAGUUGAAAGCCUCGCUGCUACUUCAGAUGGGCAAACACAGAAACUGCAAGAUGUUCACACCCAAAAAUUGAAGGCACUUGAGACACAGAUUCUGGAUCUUAAAAAGAAGCAAGAAAGUCAGGUUCAGCUUUUAAAGCAAAAGCAAAGAAGUGAUGAAGCAGCAAAGCGAUUGCAAGAUGAAAUUCAGUUUAUUAAGGCACAGAAGGUUCAACUGCAGCAUAAGAUAAAGCAAGAGGCAGAACAAUUUCGACAGUGGAAGGCCUCUCGUGAGAAGGAACUGUUGCAGUUACGAAAGGAGGGAAGGAGAAACGAGUAUGAGCGGCAUAAACUGCAAGCAUUAAAUCAGCGCCAAAAAAUGGUUCUCCAGAGGAAGACAGAAGAGGCUGCAAUGGCCACCAAGAGGCUAAAAGAGUUGCUUGAAGCACGGAAGUCUUCAGCACGUGACAAUUCAAUUACCUCAAAUGGACAUGUGCCAAGUGGCCAGAGCAAUGAAAAAUCCCUACAACGUUGGCUUGAUCAUGAGCUAGAAGUCAUGGUGAAUGUGCAUGAAGUCCGUUUAGAGUAUGAGAAGCAAAGCCAAGUACGUGCUACCCUGGCAGAAGAGCUUGCUGUACUGAAGCAAGUGGAUGAGUGUGCUGCACGGGGGCUUAGUCCCCCUGGAGGAAAGAACGGAUAUUCUAGAAUGUCCACCAUGUCACCAAAUGCAAGAAUGGCAAGGAUUGCAUCCCUUGAAAGCAUGCUGAGCAUUUCAUCGAACACACUUGUGGCAAUGGCAUCACAACUUUCAGAGGCAGAAGAACGGGAGCGUGCCUUUACCGGCCGUGGACGUUGGAACCAGUUGCGGUCAAUGGCAGAUGCAAAGAGCUUACUUCAAUACAUUUUCAAUGCUGCAGCAGAUGCAAGAUGCCAAUUAUGGGAGAAGGAAAUUGAAAUCAAGGAGAUGAAAGAGCAAUUAAAUGAACUUGUAGGUCUAUUACGACAGAGUGAAGCAUGGAGAAAAGAAAUUGAGAAGCAGCAAAAACUGAGAGAGCAAGCUGUUGCCAUUUCCUUGGCUACGUCAGCUUCGGUGAACUCACAUGGUACAUUGAAACAUUUUGCUGAUGACAUAAGUGGUCCCUUGUCUCCAAUGUCAGUACCUGCACCGAAGCAACUCAAAUAUACCGCAGGCAUUGCUAAUAGUUCAGUCAGGGACUCCGCAGCAUUCCUAGACCAAUCACGGAAGAUGGUACCAAUUGGACAUCUAUCGAUGAAGAAGCUGGCAGUUGUUGGACAAUCUGGAAAGCUCUGGAGGUGGAAGAGGAGUCAUCAUCAGUGGCUGUUACAGUUCAAGUGGAAGUGGCAGAAGCCAUGGAGGCUCUCAGAAUGGAUCAGGCACAGCGACGAGACAAUUGUGAGAUCAAAACCUCGUCAGCAGGUUUUGUAGGAUAUGAUGUGAAAUCUUAUAUACCAGCUUUUCUUUCCUCAUAACUCAGCUUUGACCACAACACGACUCCAAUGGCAUGGAGGGAAUGCAGGAAUAUAAUGGAGGAAUGCCUUAAAAUGGUGAUGGGAGAACCAUGUUUUUGCGGUUUUUUGGCUGAGAGGUUAGCUAAUCUAGAGUUACGAAAGUUUGCUUUCUUGUCAGGAUUCAAGCAAAUGUUCACUCCACCAGGAGCAUCUUGGAAAGUGUAGAUGUUUCCAGUGGGUUGACCAAAAUAGUCAAAGCAGAACGCCAGAAGUGUUGGAUGGAAAAGCAGAGAUAGUAUGGGCACUACAUUCGCAGGAGGAGAUCUGGCACAAUAGUGUAGAAUUUUCAAUUGUUUGGUGUUUUUUCCUUACUAUAUAUAUAUAUUUUGUAACAAUUAGAGGGGAAAAAUUCUUGUAAUGUUUUGUAGCCUUGUCCAUCAAAGGUGCUUUAUGAUAGUUCUUUUUUUUUAUUAUUUUUAUUUUGUAGUCUUCAAUACCUGCUUGUGUUUAUUGUGUAUAAUAAGCACAAUAUUGAUUUUGUUGGAAGAAAUAUAAAUCUGUAAUCUUUUUCAUUUAU
Molecule: messenger RNA, 3979 nt
Organism: Telopea speciosissima
Lineage: Eukaryota; Viridiplantae; Streptophyta; Magnoliopsida; Proteales; Proteaceae
Product: kinesin-like protein KIN-4A
Exons: 26
Coding region: 272-3379 (1035 amino acids)
Biological process (GO): microtubule-based movement; mitotic spindle organization
Molecular function (GO): microtubule binding; microtubule motor activity; ATP binding
Source: RefSeq, a predicted model, not a curated record